Salvelinus fontinalis (brook trout) is the source of this 1402-nucleotide messenger RNA. It is a transcript of the gene itgb1bp1, whose product is annotated as integrin beta 1 binding protein 1. The transcript has 7 exons. The coding region runs from base 205 to 804 and encodes 199 amino acids. Lineage: Eukaryota; Metazoa; Chordata; Actinopteri; Salmoniformes; Salmonidae. Gene Ontology annotation, cellular component: cell periphery; lamellipodium; cytoskeleton. Gene Ontology annotation, molecular function: integrin binding. Gene Ontology annotation, biological process: negative regulation of substrate adhesion-dependent cell spreading; negative regulation of focal adhesion assembly. The record is from RefSeq and is a predicted model, not a curated record.
AGCGUGAGCGGAUACGUCGAUAAGGGUGUGGGUGGGGUAAAUUGUUUAUCAUAGCAACGGGUUUCCGUUACACGGGGGAUUCAUUGACAAAGUUCGGGACAAUGGACUUUCAUUGAGUGCCAGCCGACUCCAGACACCAUUUGCAGGAUAGUGGUGUCUGCAAGGGAGCUGGGGGCUGGUGGAGUGUUGGCGUCAUGGUGAAGAAUGUUCCGGAAGGUCAAAAAGCGUCACAGCAGCAGCAGCUCCCAAAGCAGUGAGAUCAGUACCAAGAGCAAGUCAGUAGACUCCAGUUUGGGAGGUCUCUCCAGGUCCAGUACUGUAGCUAGCCUCGACACAGACUCGACCAAGAGCUCAGGUAACAGUGCUGCGUCAGAGACGUGUGCUGAGUUCAGGGUGAAGUAUGUCGGAGCCAUAGAGAAGCUGCCGUUUGAGAUGAGUAAGACCCUGCAGGAGCCUCUGGAACUCAUCAACUACAUAGAUGCAGCCCAGCAAGAUGGAAAGCUGCCGUUUGUGCCUGGAGAUGAGGAGAUGGUACUGGGAGUGUCCAAGUAUGGAGUCAAAGUGGCCUCCAUGGAUCAAUGUGACGUUCUGCACCGCCACCCGCUCUACCUGAUUGUGAGGAUGCUCUGUUAUGAUGACGGUCUGGGGGCUGGGAAGAACCUGCUGGCUCUCAAGACCACCGAUGCCAAGCAGCAGGACUGCAGCAUCUGGGUGUACCAGUGCAGCAGCGCGGAACAAGCCCAGGCCAUCUGCAAGGUGCUGUCUGCCUCUUUCGACUGCGUGCUGACAUCAGAGAAGUCCUGAAAGGUAGUCGCCCUGAGGGACAGGACUAUCCUCACGUGGGCGCAGCACCAUGACCAAUCGGGAGCCUGGAAACCAUAGUUUACAGCAGGGUCACAACUUACCCAGCAUGCUUUGCAACACCUCUCACACACCACCUACAGACCACACACACCAUCCACCUGUCAGGUGACCAUCAUGAGUACGGCUAUUUUUAUUGUUUUAAGCUAACUUAAUCUUAUUUAAUGUAAAUACAUUAGAAAGUACAGGGGUCUCAUGUCUGUACUUGGGAAGGAAGUGGCUGUUUGCUAUCUAGGUCUCAAAUAAUAAUAUUGACUCCACUGACUUCCUUUAUAAAAGGGGGAAAGUGGUAACCGUGGUACGUCGCAGUCAAUAUUUCCACCAUGGAUGGAGGAAUAGACCUAGACCAUUACAAAUAUGCCGUAGACCCCCCUUAUCCUCUAUCCCUCUCUCUUACUCCUUCUCUCCCCUAAACAAACCAAAGAGAUGGUAUCAAUACGUGUGUUUGUGCCUCUCAAUACCACUCCUCCUAUACUCCCCUUGGUCCAGAUGGGAUUGGAUCAGUUAAAAUGGUACAAUAAAGGAAAGGAAUUUGAAUGAA